AUGCCAAUUAAGCGUAUAGAUGUGAAGAGAAAGAGAUACCAAGAAGCGAAAGAAUUUAUGAAUAUAAUAUGUAAUCAUAUCGAUAAGUUAGGUCCUUUUAAUUAUGAUCAUCCCUGUUACCAUCAACCCUGUCUGGAGGCAAUACGUCAAGAUGCUUACGAGGUUGUUGAUGAGAUUCUAUCUAGGUCACCGGGUUUGCUACGAGGUAGAGAGUAUUCAUUUAUUAAGUUAGCAGCAUCAAAUCGUGCUGACAAAAUCUACAACCUUAUCUAUCACUUGAAUGUUAGAAUGGAUGAAUAUAGAAGAUAUGAAGAUAACGAUGAAAACAACAUCUUACAUAUGGUCGGGAAGUUGGCACCUCAACAUAUACUUAGUCAUACUACAGGUGCAGCAUUGCAACUACAACGAGAGCUUCAAUGGUUCCAGGAAGUGGAGAAGCUCAUGUUACCGAAAGAUCUUGUGAGCUAUAACGCCAAUAUGGAGACACCACAAAUGGUGUUUUCUAAUCAGCACGCGGCAUUGGUGAAGGAAGGGGAACAAUGGAUGAAAACAACUUCAGAAUCAUGCAGCAUAACCGCUGCAUUGAUUGUAACAAUUGUAUUUGCAGCAGCUAUUACCGUACCCGGUGGGAACGUUCAAGAAACAGGCAUUCCUUUAUUUAGGAAAGAAAUCGCAUUCAUUAUCUUUGCAGUAUGUGAUGCAAUCUCACUAUUUUCAGCUGCUAGCGCACUGUUAGUGUUCUUAUCAAUCCUUACUACACGUUUUGCGGAAAUGGAUUUCUUGGUCAGUUUACCCAGACGGUUGAUUAUUGGUCUUUGCGCGUUAUUCCUCUCUACAGCUUCCAUGAUGGUAGCAUUUAGUGCAAUUUUGUUUCUAGUCUUUUGUGAUCAAAGACCAUGGAUGCUGGCACCAAUAGGUGGGUUAACGUGUAUGCCAAUUGCAGUUAUUGUUACUCUACAAUUGCCGCUCUUGGUUGACUUGUUCAAGUCAACAUACAUCCCCAUCUUUGUUACAUACUCCGAUGACCCACAAGUCCCAUGUUAUUUCAUAUUUGGAGACUCAUUGGUCGAUUGCGGCAAUAACAAUCCGCUUGACUCAGGAUGGAAAGCCAACUAUCCCCCUUAUGGGAUCGACUUUACAAAAGGCCCUACUGGAAGGUUUUGCAAUGGUCGAACUACAGCAGAUCUUAUUGGUGAAUAUCUAGGCUUUGAUGAGUUCAUUCCGCCAUAUGCUACCGCAACUGACAAACAGAUCAGCAAAGGAGUAAACUAUGCCAGUGGUGGUUGUGGCAUUAGAAAGGAAACAGGUAGUCAUAAUGGUGGCCGGCUCAGUUUAGAUAUACAGUUGAAUAAUCACAAUUCAACAAUUUCACGCAUUGCAACCAUUUACAAGAACACGACAUUUCUUAAAGAAUGCAUAUAUCUAGUGAAUAUCGGAAGCAACGAUUACAUUAACAACUACUUCAUGCCUGAACAUUACAAGUCGAGACAUGUCUAUACUGAAGAUCAAUUUGCAAAAGUUCUUAUGAAAGAAUACUCUCAACAACUCAUGAGUCUGUAUAAGUUGGGAGGUAGGAAAGUGGCUUUGUUUGGCCUGACUCAGAUGGGAUGCACACCAUAUAUGGUAAACAAGUUUGGGACGAAUGGGAAACAAUGUGUGGAGUCGGUAAAUGAUGCUGUUAAUUUAUUCAAUGCUAUGUUUAAACCUCUUGUUGAUAAGCUCAACAAUAAUAUAGCAGAUGCAAGAUUCACUUACAUCAACACUUCAGGAAUUCUAUAUCCACAAGGAGAAGUCGGAAUGCGAACACCUCCUUGUUGUAAACUAGGUGGAGAUUGGCCAUGCGCUCCUAACUCAGAUCCUUGUGCAAUUCGGGCACUGUCAAUAUUUUUUGAUGCUCUUCAUCCUGCAGAAGUUUCUAAUAUUGCCAUGGCAGCAAGAGCGUAUAAAGCACUUCUACCUACUGAUACAUACCCUCAUGAUAUAAAGCAUUUGACGACUUUAUCAUUGAACAAGACGACAUGAUGUGAACAUC
This is a messenger RNA of Erigeron canadensis, 2032 nucleotides long. RefSeq names its product GDSL esterase/lipase At1g71250-like. Bases 1 to 2022 code for a protein of 673 amino acids. The record is from RefSeq and is a predicted model, not a curated record. NCBI's taxonomy places the organism in Eukaryota, Viridiplantae, Streptophyta, Magnoliopsida, Asterales, Asteraceae. Gene Ontology annotation, molecular function: hydrolase activity, acting on ester bonds. The transcript is spliced from 7 exons.